Molecule: messenger RNA, 1614 nt
Organism: Aspergillus wentii DTO 134E9
Lineage: Eukaryota; Fungi; Ascomycota; Eurotiomycetes; Eurotiales; Aspergillaceae
Gene: ptpB
Product: tyrosine protein phosphatase PTP1
Exons: 4
Coding region: 1-1614 (537 amino acids)
Biological process (GO): protein dephosphorylation
Molecular function (GO): protein tyrosine phosphatase activity
Source: RefSeq, a predicted model, not a curated record
AUGGAUGUUCACGCGACGGAGACUCUCCGGGCAGCCCACGAGCUUCGAGAGUGGCGCAAACCGCCGCCUCUCCACCACUUCCACAGCUGUCCCGAUCUGUCCGCGCUACAGAUAUCCCUGCCACAACCCCCCCGCGGCAGCGGCAUAGCUGACGAUCCAUCCGACGGCGUCCAGAGGGCAAUCAUUACCGCUCCCUCCUCUCGUUCUCCAUCUCCCGACACUCUCAGUCUUCGCACCGGACCGCGCAAGCUUGCAUCGACUGGAAAGCGGGUCUCCAGAAAGGCCCGCGGCGUCCUGGGCAAGGUUAGGGCCUUCCAUAGGAUCGCUGCGGCCAAGAUGGCACAUCCCACCAUCAAAAUCGAUACAAACGUCCAGGCCACCAAGCGUGGCUUCCCCGAGGAUACAGAUGAGGGGUUCGAGGUUAUCGAUGGACCCGAUCAGGAUCACUAUGGGUUGGGUGAGGAUAGUGAACAUCUUCCACCGUUUCUGUCUAUACCGGUUCUAGAAAUUCAUCAAAAAUUCGAAGAGCUCGAAUGGAUGCAGAGAGCACGUUUUGCGGAGAGCAUACACAACGAUGACCCCUCCCACCGCUGGGCUUUGGAAAAUGACCCGGAGGUCAAGGCAAGAAACCGAUAUCUCAAUGUGCAGGCGUGGGCCAAUUAUCGGAUCCAUCUACGGGUGCCUGAAGGCGAGUGUGAUUUUAUCAAUGCCUCUCCAAUCAUAUUGAGGGACUCUGUGACCCAAGAAGAAAGGAGAUACAUUGCAACACAGGGACCUAAAAUGGGGCAUCUCGCUCACUUUUGGCAUAUGGUGUUCCACGAAAGUCAUGACGUGGCCGUCAUUGUCAUGCUCACGCAAACCUUCGAGUCUGGGCGGGAGAAGUGUGGGCAAUAUUUUCCUCUUGAUGCCGAGAACCCGUCAAUGAUCCUUGAAGUGGACGAGGACGACCUGUUUGUGGAUGAUGAUAGCCAUGGGAAAAUCAGCGACACCAUUCUGGGCGACGUCAUCCUUUUGGAAACAGUCUGGGAUGAAAUGUCUCGCUCUGAAGUACGAAAACUUCAGCUUACCUUGGGAUCUCAAUCGAAGAUUGUUUGGCACUAUCUUUUCGCGGGAUGGGCAGAUUAUUCCAAGCCCGAAGGGGAGGACCGCGAAGCUCUUCUCCAAUUGAUCAAGCAGUCGGGUUCCAAAUGUGCACCUGAUAACCCUCGCAUCGUGCACUGUAGUGCCGGUGUUGGUCGCACUGGAACAUUUAUUGCUCUUGAUCACCUUUUGAAAGAGCUAGAAUCAGGACAAUUGCUGGAGGUCACCGACACAGAUAUUGAUCCGAUUUUCGAGACGGUCAACCAGAUGCGUGAACAGAGAAUGAUGAUGGUGUAUAAUGAGAUGCAACUGCAGUUCAUAUACGAAGUUUUACGCGAACAGGUCGAUAUGAAGCUUGGCAGAGUCACCAGUUACGGCGGAAGGAGGUCGGAUGAGAGGUCUGCCAAAAUGGCCAAGUUGUCCAACGACUCGGACUAUUUACCUUCCUCAAAGCCCGAACUGGAGGCUGCCACUGAUCGUGCGACACCAACAAGGAGCUGGUCUGGCACUCCAGAGGUCUCCGACAAUGAGUAA